AUGGCAACUGGUAGUGAAGCCUCGAAGCCAGCUGAGGUGCCAGCUGAGACUGUGCUUGACUGGCAUAAACAGGACAACAAGAGGAUGCUCCAUGCUGUUUACCGUGUUGGGGAUCUGGACCGCACAAUCAAAUACUACACGGAAUGCUUUGGGAUGAAACUGCUGAGGAAAAGGGAUAUUCCUGAGGAGAAGUACACCAACGCCUUCCUUGGCUUUGGACCAGAGGAUACCAACUUUGCAGUUGAAUUGACUUACAACUAUGGUGUUGACAAGUAUGACAUUGGAACGGGCUUUGGGCAUUUCGCAAUCGCUAAUGAGGAUGUGUACAAGUUGGCUGAGAAUAUUAAAUCCAAGGGUGGCAAGAUCACCCGCGAACCUGGUCCUGUCAAGGGAGGAUCCACUGUUAUUGCCUUCGCACAGGACCCUGAUGGCUACAUGUUUGAGCUUAUCCAGAGGGCUGAGACACCUGAGCCUCUUUGCCAGGUCAUGCUUCGUGUUGGUGACCUUGAGCGUUCUAUCAAGUUUUAUGAGAAGGCUCUAGGGUUGAAGCUCCUAAGGAAGAAGGAUGUACCUGAUUACAAGUAUACCAUUGCCAUGUUGGGAUAUGCUGAUGAGGACAAGACAACUGUUCUGGAGUUGACAUACAACUAUGGAGUCACAGAAUACAGCAAGGGCAAUGCAUAUGCUCAGGUUGCCAUUGGCACCAAUGAUGUGUACAAGAGUGCUGAGGCGGUUGAUCUGGCGACCAAAGAACUAGGUGGCAAGAUUUUACGGCAGCCAGGGCCGCUACCUGGGAUCAACACUAAGAUUGCCUCUUUUGUUGAUCCAGAUGGCUGGAAAGUGGUUCUGGUUGACAACACUGACUUCCUCAGGGAACUCCACUGA
Messenger RNA from Miscanthus lutarioriparius, 885 nucleotides. Lineage: Eukaryota; Viridiplantae; Streptophyta; Magnoliopsida; Poales; Poaceae. The record is from the annotation of a GenBank genome assembly.